Aspergillus pseudonomiae is the source of this 1497-nucleotide messenger RNA. RefSeq names its product cytochrome P450. Gene Ontology annotation, molecular function: iron ion binding; monooxygenase activity; heme binding. Lineage: Eukaryota; Fungi; Ascomycota; Eurotiomycetes; Eurotiales; Aspergillaceae. Bases 1 to 1497 code for a protein of 498 amino acids. The record is from RefSeq and is a predicted model, not a curated record. The transcript has 5 exons.
AUGGUAUCCAACACCGUCUCCACCGCGCUCAUCGGCUUGUUAGUGGCCUUGAUUCUGCGAAGCGUUUACCGUGUCUUUUUUCACCCUCUCAGAAAGAUUCCGGGGCCGAAAAUAGCCGCUAUCACGCACUUGUAUCAACAUUACUAUGAUGCUGUGCAGGGCGGGAAGUACAUCUGGAAGCUGGACGAGUUGCAUCGCAAGUACGGACCCGUUAUUCGAUUCAAUCCCAACGAAGUGCAUAUCCAAGACUCGCACUAUUACCAUCGGAUUUAUGCUGGCGGGGCUAAAAAGCAGGACAAAGAUCCCGGAUUCCCAGCAGUCUCUCUUUUCCCAGAGGUUACGGUCACCACCAUCAAGCACCAUCACCAUCGGCUGCGACGACGAAUCAUCAAGUCCUUCUUUUCGAAGCAAUACGUCAUGGGCCUUGAGCAUGUCAUUCAAAGUAAAGUGAACCUCCUGGCCUCCCGACUCACGGAGGCAUAUCGCCACGACACCGUCUUAGAUCUCAAAUAUGUGUUUGCAGCGUUGACCUCCGACCUCACGACGCAUUAUGUGUACGGAACAAACUUGAACCAUCUCACGGAGCCGGACUUCAAAAACGACUUUCUUGCGGGCAUGGACAGCGUGGGUCGCUGGAUCCCCGUAUUGCUCGUCUUCGGGUGUCUGUUGAAGCUGGCCCGGUAUCUUCCCGCCUGUCUGGUCCCCGCUGGCGAAUUCCUCCACCUGUGGACUUUGUCUGAACGGCGGGUAGGCGAGAUCCUGGACUCUAAGAACAACGGCACGAUGGGAGAUCGGAAGACGCUGCUUCAGGCGAUGGCCACCGCCGACGUACCGGAGGAGGAGAAAACGGCCACGCGACUGCAGAUGGAGACACUGAACAUCAUUGCCGGGGGCACGGAGACAACGGCCCGGGCCCUGGCGGUGGGGGUGUUCCACUUGGCAAAUAAGCCGUCCCUGCUGCUCCAACUGCGCGACGAGCUUCGGACUGUGAUGCCGUUUCCUGACAGCACGGCUUCCUGGACACAAUUGGAACAGUUGCCAUUCUUGGCCGGCGUUGUCAAUGAAAGCCUUCGGAUGUCCUUUGGCUUCAUCAUUCGGUCUGCACGCGUUUACCCCAACGAUCCUCUGGUAUACAAAGACCUUGUUAUCCCCCCCGGCACUCCGAUCAGUCAAAGUGCCUAUUUCGUAUGCAUGGACCCCUCGAUCUUCCCGCAUCCCGAAGAUUUCAACCCGGAUCGCUGGGUGCAGGCCGCCCGCGAGGGGCACAACUUGCAUCAGUAUAUGAUUGUCUUUAGCAAAGGCAGUCGACAUUGCCUCGGCAUCAAUUUCGCUCUAGCAGAAAUCUAUCUAGCCAUCGCCACCGUCGCGAGACGCUUCGACCUGGUCCCCUACCAGACAACAAUCGAGCAGUUGCAGAUGAAGCGCGAUCUCGGCUUCGCUGCACCGGAAAAGGGACCCUUCACUGUCCGGGCCAAGGUGACUGGAUUGGCGGAUUAA